GGGCCCCGCGCGGUCCCUCCACUCCCAGCCGCUAUGGCGCCGCCGGAGCGCGCCGUGCUGUGCCUCUUCGACGUGGACGGGACCCUCACGGCGCCGCGGCAGAAAAUCACGGCGGAAAUGGCAGAGUUCCUGCAGAGGUUGCGUCAGAAGGUGAAGGUGGGCGUUGUCGGGGGCUCCGACUUCGAGAAGAUCAAAGAGCAGCUCGGCGACGACGUGGUUGAGAAGUUUGACUACGUGUUUCCAGAGAACGGCCUGGUGGCAUACAAAGAUGGGAAGUUCUUCAGCAAGCAGAACAUUCAGAGUCACCUGGGUGAGGAUGUGCUUCAAGAUCUCAUCAACUACUGCCUGAGUUACAUUGCAAAGAUUAAACUGCCAAAAAAAAGAGGCACUUUUAUUGAAUUCCGCAAUGGGAUGUUAAAUGUAUCUCCCAUUGGAAGGAGCUGUAGCCAGGAGGAACGAAUUGAGUUCUAUGAACUUGAUAAGAAGGAGCACAUAAGAGAAAAAUUUGUAGCUGAUUUACGAAGAGAAUUUGCAGGAAAAGGCCUCACAUUUUCUAUAGGAGGCCAGAUAAGCUUUGAUGUGUUCCCAGAUGGCUGGGACAAGAGGUACUGCUUAGGAAUCAUUGCAGAAGAUGGGUACAAGACUAUUUAUUUCUUUGGAGAUAAGACUAUGCCAGGUGGCAACGAUUAUGAAAUUUUCACAGACUCCAGAACCGAAGGCCACAGCGUUACGUCCCCGCAGGAUACAAGAAGAAUCUGUGAAGAGCUGUUUUUUUAAUUAAAAGACUUUCUUUUAGACUUCACAUUUACAAAAUGGUUAAGACAGCGUAACAAUUCAAAGGGAACGGUUUUAACUGAAGAGAACCUUGGUGACUGGUUAAUAGAGCAGAGCUCACUUAGGACCAUCCUUUCAUGGUUUCUAUUAGCAGAAGUAUUUUUUGGUUAGUUGUGGUUUUGUUCUGUUUGUUUGUUUGUUUUUUUAAAGUCAUCAGCCCAAAUGACUUUAGUGUGUCUCAUGUGUUUCCCCGUGGAGCAUUACUUUGGGAACAGUAAUUCAUUUCACUUAGAAAAGUAGACAUUUCUGGCCAGGUUAACCUGCAGAACUUGAUUCCUCAUGUCUUUGUGCUUGAAGUCACAGGAGCUACUGGAAAAUAAAGGGGUGGUACUGUUGCAUUGAUGCAUUGUUUCACCUGACAGUAUGUUUUGUAAAUCUGUGCAGGGAAAAAUGAAUUUAAUUUUUCAUCUUUUUUCCUUCUUUCCCUCUCUUUACACUAACUAGUAACAUUCCUUCGCUAAUUAAUUAUGUUGCACUUCCUCCUCAUCCCCCCCAUUAAUCUGCCUGUUGUUGAUUUAUGGCCUUAAAGUUGGCCUGCAAGGCAUUUAUGCCUUGUUUUGGUUUUGAAGCUGCUAUUUAAAAUAAGCAUUUUGAAGGCUUUUUAAAAACAUACAUAAAUAACCUUGUGCUGUGAAGACAUGAAUUUUACGACACCAGAGUAAAAGGUAUGUUUUACUAUUUAUUUUUUUUUCCUUGGGGGUGGGAAGGCAGAACUGAGCCUGAAGUUCUCUGACCUCACUCAUGUUCCAGUGCACAGUCAGCAGGUGUGGAGCCUGCCACCAUUAGGAGGGCUGGGCCACCUGAUGCUGGUUACCUCCUCACCACAGCCUGCACUGCCAAUGCGCUGUAUGGUGAAUGGACCCUAUGCUUUUUGCAGACUAUUUUAAAUCUAUGGGGAAAUGAAGAAGCCCAAUAUUAAAAUAACUUGAGUGCAGCAACAAAAUACGAUUUUGCCACUUAUUACACUAUUCCUGGUAAGAAUACGGGUGAGAUUUUUUUUAGUGCUACAAUAAAUGAUGUAUGUUUAUAUAUAAUUGAAGCAUGGCAAUCAGAGUAACUGCUAAUACUACUUCUCCCAUCUGGCAUUUGGAAAUUAAUCUCUUCUGGCAAUGGUUUAGUUGGGAAAAAGAGAAUAAAAAUCUCAUCAUGAAAAAAUUCUAACAGUCUGUCAUUUUGGCAAAUAAAUUAUUUUAAGCAGA
Molecule: messenger RNA, 2033 nt
Organism: Gallus gallus (chicken)
Lineage: Eukaryota; Metazoa; Chordata; Aves; Galliformes; Phasianidae
Gene: PMM2
Product: phosphomannomutase 2
Exons: 8
Coding region: 34-777 (247 amino acids)
Biological process (GO): protein N-linked glycosylation; mannose metabolic process; GDP-mannose biosynthetic process
Cellular component (GO): cytosol
Molecular function (GO): phosphomannomutase activity
Source: RefSeq, marked provisional